Messenger RNA from Macrosteles quadrilineatus (aster leafhopper), 981 nucleotides. RefSeq names its product apolipoprotein D-like. The record is from RefSeq and is a predicted model, not a curated record. Gene Ontology annotation, molecular function: pigment binding. The transcript is spliced from 5 exons. NCBI's taxonomy places the organism in Eukaryota, Metazoa, Arthropoda, Insecta, Hemiptera, Cicadellidae. Bases 1 to 828 code for a protein of 275 amino acids.
AUGAAGUACCUGAGGACAGUUUUGCUGGUGGUUGCGGCCGCCGCUCUAGCCAGGGCUCAAGUCCCAGCCUUUGGUUGGUGUCCUGACUACCUCACUAAGGCGGACUUCGACAUGGAAAAGUACCUGGGAGUAUGGUAUGAGGCCGAGAGGUACGUGAACGUACUGGAGGCUGGUAGUCGUUGUGUCAAGACAGAGUACACCAUGGCCAAGGACGGGCGCAUCCUGGUGUCCAACGAAAUACAGAACAGACUGACUGGAAUCAAACGUAUCCUUGCUGGAGAGAUUCGCAGCAUUGUCAAGGGAACUGAGGCCAAACUGAACGUCAAGUACUCGCAGCUCCCAUAUCCGGUGGAGACCUCGUACACAGUGCUGGACACGGACUACGACAACUACGCUGUCGUCUGGUCAUGUUCUGGUCUCGGACUGUUCAACACUCAAAACGCCUGGGUGAUGACACGUGAGAGGAACCCCUCUGUAACAACCCUGCAGAAGGCCUACGCCGUCCUCGACAAGUACAAGAUCGGCAGGACGUUCUUCGUCAAGACCGACCAGACUGAGUGUCACAUCGCCGAGCCAGCCGACGCUGAAAACUCCGUCGACAAGCAGGAAGACGAGGCCGGCAAGUCCGCGCUGGGCGUCGCAGCUGCCGAGGGUGUCGAACCCGUCGCCCCCGCGGUAGAGGUGCCCGCCAAACCAGUAGACAAGGUUGAAGACAAUGUCAGGAAGGAAGUCGUAGAGCCUGCCGUAGCUGCCAGCGAGAAGGUUGAAGCCGUCCCUGAGAAAGUUGAAAAAGUGGAAAAGCCCGUUGAAAUCGCCAAACCUCACUGAAACCCCCACCGUGAUCUUGUCAAAUAGCUCUCUUCGCGAGACCGAGUCACCCACCAGCGGUCCCCUGGAGAUACGCUUCAUUUGAGACUUGUGCACCAUUGUGCGCGUUAUUUAUUGUUAGCUGUUACGAAUAAAUAGGUUUUAGUUUUACAA